Messenger RNA from Solea senegalensis (Senegalese sole), 821 nucleotides. RefSeq names its product NFKB inhibitor interacting Ras-like 2 (gene nkiras2). Gene Ontology annotation, molecular function: GTP binding; GTPase activity. The transcript has 4 exons. The record is from RefSeq and is a predicted model, not a curated record. Bases 150 to 728 code for a protein of 192 amino acids. Lineage: Eukaryota; Metazoa; Chordata; Actinopteri; Pleuronectiformes; Soleidae. Gene Ontology annotation, biological process: canonical NF-kappaB signal transduction.
AUUUUGCCGUUGGUGUAGAGGGGCGGGGGCAUAUUACUGCAGUCCAUACGUCAUCUGUAAACAGGAAGUCCUCCGCUCGGUAAGGAGAGUCGCUUACCCUGGAAUGAAAAUAUAUUUUAUACAAUUUUCUGAGCUGAACAGAGUGAGCCAUGGGUAAAAGCUGUAAGGUGGUCGUGUGUGGCCAAGGUGGAGUUGGUAAAACGGCAGUUUUGGAGCAACUACUGUAUGCCAACCAUGUCGCAGGUUCAGAGCCCAUGGAGACUCUGGAGGACAUCUACAUCGGCUCCAUCGAGACUGAUCGUGGAACUCGUGAGCAGGUGCGCUUCUAUGACACCCGUGGUCUCAGAGACGGGAUGGAGUUUCCCCGACACUACUACACUUUUGCAGAUGGCUUUGUUCUUGUUUACAGCGUUGAUAGCAAAGAGUCCUUUAAGCGAAUGGAGGCACUCAAAAAGGAUAUAGACCGUCACAGGGACAAGAAAGAGGUGACCAUUGUUGUGCUGGGUAACAAGCUGGACAAGCAGGAUGAAAGAAGAGUGGACUCUAACUAUGCCCAGAACUGGGCGAAGAACGAGAAGGUCCGUCUGUGGGAGGUGUCGGUGGUCGACCGGCGCACGCUUAUUGAACCCUUUGUCUACCUGGCCAGCAAAAUGACCCAGCCACAGAGCAAGUCCACCUUCCCUCUCAGUCGUAACAAGAACAAGGGAAGUGGUUCAACGGACAGUUAACUGACCAAAUGCUGUCAUAACAUUUAGUGGGGAAGAAAAAGGGAGAAAGAGUGUUACAGGGAAUCACGUUUUAAUAAAGAAGCAGAUAUGUUA